AUGAGAUCGAGGAAACAAGGCUGCGCGAAAAGUUUGGUGUGGGGCAACGAAACACUCGGAGGCGAUAGAGAAUUGCUGGUCAAGAAGUGGCUGCCUGGUUGCAGUUUGCAGGCUGUGCUGGGUGACUUUGACAAUGUGCGUGACGCAGACUGCACUAUAACGACUGCGGUAGGAGUGACUCGCAAAUACGAAGCACCCGAGAUAUGUAGCGGAUUGGUGAGCAGAUUUGCCAAGAGUGCAGAUGUAUAUUCACUCGGCCUGGUGCUGGAAGAACUAUUCAGUGGUGUGAGUGUUUCUGAUACUUUAACGGCAGCGACGGACACGGCAGUCACCACACUCGUUGUUCAAAUGACUCGAAAGCGACCAACUGAGCGUCUAACACUGUGUGAAGUGACAGCUAUGUCAAUUUUUAUUGAUCUGCAAAGUACUCGACUGUGUGGAAUUUUCUGUGAGGCAUAUGUUGCAGCGGAGAGUCUAGUGUGUCGCAAUGGGCACGUGACAUGCAACGGCUGUGUGAACGACUGGUUGCGGUUUGACCUGACUAACUCGAGCUUCAUCACGCGGAAUGCUGGACUACUACCAUGA
Sphaeroforma arctica JP610 is the source of this 585-nucleotide messenger RNA. RefSeq lists its product as hypothetical. Bases 1 to 585 code for a protein of 194 amino acids. The record is from RefSeq and is a predicted model, not a curated record. Gene Ontology annotation, molecular function: ATP binding; protein kinase activity. Gene Ontology annotation, biological process: protein phosphorylation. NCBI's taxonomy places the organism in Eukaryota, Ichthyosporea, Ichthyophonida. The transcript has 2 exons.